This is a messenger RNA of Dentiscutata heterogama, 137 nucleotides long. The record is from the annotation of a GenBank genome assembly. Lineage: Eukaryota; Fungi; Glomeromycota; Glomeromycetes; Diversisporales; Gigasporaceae.
AUGGUAGAAAUUAAAUCAAUAGUUAAAACUAAAUCAAUGAUUGAAAUUAAAUUACUAGUUGAAAUUAAAUCAAUGGUUGAAAUUAAAUCACCUGUUGAAAUUAAAUCAACAGUUGAAAUUAAAAUUAAUUGUUUAAG